Messenger RNA from Peronospora matthiolae, 372 nucleotides. Lineage: Eukaryota; Oomycota; Peronosporomycetes; Peronosporales; Peronosporaceae. The record is from the annotation of a GenBank genome assembly.
AUGCUGAGCCUCGUGAAGAAAGUAGUGACCGUGACGACUCCAGCGGGCCGUCGUGCGCCCGCGCCGUCUCGUCUGAUGAGUCAAGGCCCUGCCCCUCCUGAGGGAAGUCUGGAAGCCAAGGUCCGCCACUACCUGCCGAAAGAUUACCACAUCGUGCUGGCGACUUUGGGUGCAUACACGACGCUCAUCAUGUUGUUUAAGCUGAAGCCGUCCUCGAAGAAGAAGGAGGUGGAGGAGCCUGUUGUCGCUUCCAGCUCGACGUCGGUGUCGACGUCCAUCCCGUCGCUCUUCGAUGAUGAGUUUGACGAGUGGUCGAAGCUGCCAGGCAACCUGGACAAGUGGGAGAAGAGCCUGGAGACUAUGGGAAACUAG